Arabidopsis arenosa is the source of this 1214-nucleotide messenger RNA. NCBI's taxonomy places the organism in Eukaryota, Viridiplantae, Streptophyta, Magnoliopsida, Brassicales, Brassicaceae. The record is from the annotation of a GenBank genome assembly.
ACACGAUUCAACUCCUUCAAAUCCAGAAACCGUUAUCAGACAUGGAUCAUACGAGAAUUAGUAAAACCGAGUUAGGUUCAAUUUCGGUUUUGUGAAAUUACCGGUUUAGAAACAAGCUCUGGUAUAGGUCGUUUUAGCUUCUGAGACUUCAUUUAGUCUCAGACUCUGCGACGCUCUUUACUAGCCGCCGGAAAACCACCAUGAACUUUGUCGUCAGACGGAUAGGCUCCAUUUUGCCGUCGAUACGUCACGGCGGCGUUUCCCAAAUCCGGCUAGCCAGAACAGAGGCAGUUCAGCCGAGACGGCGAAACAAGUUGCCUUCUCUUCCGCUCAAGAAGAAGGAAGAGAAAUCCGAGUGGUGGAUAGUCGACGGAGAGAUGCACGAGAUCGGCGAUCACGUCCCUCCUCGUGAGCGGUUCACAAUCCCCAGGGACAACAUUCCGAACAAACGCCGGAAGCAGCUCCGUGAGCAGUUCAUGCGCCGCACUCGUCUCGUCCUGAAAGAAUCGGAACAUGAGCCAUGGUGCAAAAAGUAUAUGGAACUAUAUAACGAGCUUAGAGAGAACUGGGAGAGGCUUUAUUGGGAUGAAGGAUAUUCAAAGAAAAUCGCAAGUGAUCAUGCAAAUUAUGAAUCUGCUGAAGAAGACGAUGAAGAUUUUAAUCCAUACAGGAACAGGCGGUCUUACAGCGAUCAAACAAAGGAGCAAGGGUUUAAUAGAACUACACAAGGUGAUAAUUGGGAGAAAGUCAAUCAAAUCAGGGAUAAGUUUGAGUAUGAUAGAGAAAGGAGGAUGAGAGAUAAAGCCUUUGCACCAAUGAAUGCAGCACCAGCCUCUCAAGAAUCUAGGGACUUGAAUUGGAAUGCACAAAGACGGCCUUUUGACGCUGAGAGAUUCACAAGGGAUUGAAUACGUAAACAUCACAAGAGACUGAGAGAGCAAGUAGAUGAAAUGGAGCUUGGCAUUACAUCUAAUAUAUCUAUAUAUCCAUUUGAACAUCAAUUCUUAUUACUUUGCACAAGUACUUAUCUAAACACUAGAUGAAUACCCACCCACUCGUUUUGUGUUUUUCUAGGUUGCUCCAAAAAAGUUUGGAUUUUCUUGUGAUCUGUCUUUUAUUGUCUAUCAUAUAGUCCUGUGUAAUUCAUGAAAAGGAAUGUAAAAGUAACUUGAUAUGACGUAUCACAAAAGAUGUUAUAAAUCGAAUUGGUUCAG